Molecule: messenger RNA, 1008 nt
Organism: Papaver somniferum (opium poppy)
Lineage: Eukaryota; Viridiplantae; Streptophyta; Magnoliopsida; Ranunculales; Papaveraceae
Exons: 1
Coding region: 1-1008 (335 amino acids)
Biological process (GO): regulation of DNA-templated transcription; chloroplast organization
Cellular component (GO): chloroplast
Molecular function (GO): double-stranded DNA binding
Source: RefSeq, a predicted model, not a curated record
AUGUAUCGAUCUUUGUGGUGUAAAUUGGGAGUUAAUCCGAAGAGAACGGCUGCCAUCAUCAAUGGAGUAUCUUACUCUUCAUCAUUAACACCAGCAACACCUAAGUAUUUUCUAUUCAGAAUACAAGAUCUAAAUGUUUUUGUAAUUUCAAAAUCUAGGGUUACUUCCAUUUUCUCUUCGUUCUCUACUGAUGCAGCUAGUGAUGGUAAUCUUACUACUACUUCUUCUUCCUCAUUUGUUGUUUCCUAUCUGAUUAAUUCAUGUGGAUUGUCUGAAAAUGAAGCAAUUACUGCUUCUGAAAAACUCAAUUUCAAAACCACAACUAAACCCGAUUCAGUCUUAACUGUACUUAGAACUUACGGAUUUACUGAAACCCACAUUUCUAAAAUGAUAUCUAACUACCCAUCCAUCCUCUCACAUAAACCAGAUAAAACUCUUAAACCUAAAUUAGAUUUUUUCAAAUCCAAAGGGCUUUGUGGUAUUGAUCUUGCCAACUUUAUGUCAGAUGACCCAAAGAUCCUCAUGCAGAGCUUUGAUAAAGGAAUUAUACCUUCCUUUGAUAUCCUUAAGAGCAUUGUUCAUUCUGACCAAAAUGUCAUUAAAAUGAUAAGACGAAAUUAUUGGAUUCUCAGUCAAACCCAUGUUAAAAGGUUGAUGGUCAACCUAGAGCUUCUGAGAAAUGAAGGUGUAUCUGAAUCUAACAUAUCUAAGUAUUUAAUCUACCGACCAAGAGCAUUUACUGGAGAUGUGGAUGGUUUUAAAGAGAUUGUAGAGAAGGUUAAAGAUAUGGGUUUUGAUCAUUUACAAGGCACAUUUCUCAGAGCUAUACAAACAUUCACAUCAUUGAGUGAAGUCAAUUGGAGAAAAAAAGAGAAUGUUUACAAGAGAUGGGGUUGGUCUGAGGAUCACAUUCAAACAGCAUUUAGGAAAUUUCCUUAUUGUAUGACGGUCUCUGAAAAAAAAGAUCAUGGCGGUUAUGAAUUUCCUUGUGAACGAAAUGGGUUAUAA